AUGAAUAAUAAUCCUUCACAAAAUGAUCAUAACGAUCAAAUUUUUACUGAAUCCAAUAAUUUACAACCAACCGCUGAUAUUAUUCAACCGGAACAAGGAUAUUUUCCAAAUAUCGUUGCUUCCAAUUCUGGCUUUUCCAUGAACGAUGAUAAUAUUUGUCCGACAUCUCAAACAAAUAAUAAUUAUUCUGUUCAUCAACACGCAUUUAAUGAAAACAUUACAAUUUCGCGAUCCUACCCUCCAAUUGAUUUACAACAAUCAACUGCUAAUGCUAUUCAACCGGAUGUUAUCAAUGUUGACUUUUCCCUGAUGAACGAUAAUAGUAUCUCCCCAACGCCUCACACAAAUAACAAACACUUCAAUCAACAACAUACGUCUAAUGUGCAAUCUUAUCCUCCUCCGAUCACCUCUUCGUAUGCGCAGCAAUAUGGUCACCCGUCAUCGUCGCAACCUAUUGAAAAUACUUCUACAUUUAAUACGACAACUAUUAACCCUUCUCAACCUGAAAUCUUUAGUUUUGAUAUUCCUGGGUUUAAAAUAAUCAUUGUGCCUACCUUUCCUCAACAAGAUAAUACUUAUUCGAACUAUUCUUCUUUGGGUAUUACGGAUAAUCAAUUUACUCAAUUUCGACAAUAAAAUUAUAAUUGCGUAACGUAUAUAACUUAAACGUGAAAUCUAUUUCUUAAAUUC
Messenger RNA from Rhizophagus irregularis DAOM 181602=DAOM 197198, 690 nucleotides. RefSeq lists its product as uncharacterized. NCBI's taxonomy places the organism in Eukaryota, Fungi, Glomeromycota, Glomeromycetes, Glomerales, Glomeraceae. The record is from RefSeq and is a predicted model, not a curated record.